Molecule: messenger RNA, 2195 nt
Organism: Ostrea edulis (European flat oyster)
Lineage: Eukaryota; Metazoa; Mollusca; Bivalvia; Ostreida; Ostreidae
Exons: 8
Coding region: 241-1938 (565 amino acids)
Source: RefSeq, a predicted model, not a curated record
UUCUUUCUUGUCAGGUCGCGACCCUAACUAGAGAACCCUUUGACUUUAAGACUUCAAACUUGGAACAUAAGGAGAUGGUAUGGAGGAGGGGUGCCCGCUCCCAAAACUUUUGACUUUGACCCACUUAUAAAGUCAAGGUUUUGGUGAACCGCCAGCGUAUUAUAUAGAUCUACUUUCAUCAACUACAAGCGUCGUGGCUUUAUACAGAAUGAGCUGUUUUGGCGAACUAGAAAACAUACAAUGUUAGCAGUUGAACGAUCCCACUGUGAACAAGAGUUGCAAACUUUAUCUGCAUUUAUUGGGGAAAAGAUGUUCUCGUCUGAUUCCACAUUUGAAAAAACAUUGAAAAUGUUAGACCACAACAUCGGGAGCUUCCCUCGCAUUCAGUACCUACAUAAAAUGAUAAGACUUUCACUAAAAAAUGUUGAAAUAGGGUGUUGGGAGGAGUUUGAUGGCAUCCUAUCUCAGUAUCCAGUGGUCAGAAUAUACGUACCUUCACACACCACAAAGGAGGAAGAAAGGCUCAUUUCCAAAUCACAUGUUACAGGAAGAAAAUAUCCCAUAGACACCGACGCUGUACAAUGGCCAGAUUCAGUUUUGAUAUAUUUUCAAGUGGGUAUGGAGAGCAUUGAUGAUAUCAAACAGAAAAUACAGAACUUGGAACAUGUACGCUGGAAACACGUGUUAAUCGUAGUUAAAGAAAAAGUUAAACAUGUCUUCCACAAGGGUACGCACGAUAGGUAUUCCAUUACUACCGUUGAAGAAAACAAGAAAGCUAUUCGAGAUGCACUGACCAAAUGUCUGGAAGAUCCAAUAUGUCGAUAUUUAGAGUACAUGUGGUCGGAAUUAUCAAAAGAGAAGGCUGAAAGUACAAAUUGCUUGAAGGCAAAAAUAAGAUCUUUACAGAAACUAUUGUCAUCAUAUACGGAAGACAACCCGGACAAAAUACCCGAGAGGAUUAAAGAAUAUUUACUCAAAAAUCAAGCAGUGCAGAGCUUUGGACUUUGGGAAGAAAAUGCUCUCCGAAUUAAUGUGAAAUCGGGAUUUCAGCAGGAAAACUUGGAAGAAAAGUUGUUGAAUCUUGAUCCACAAUACAUGAAGUCUCACAAGGUAGAAGUAUUAGAAGGGGAGAUCAAAUUUACACACUUUGCCAAACAAGGUGACAAACUGUAUCCUAAAGUAAACGACAAAAACGAUCAAAGCAGCUGCUCAUCCUCUUCUUUGGAUGGUGGUUCCGUAAACGAAUCGUGUUAUGGAACUCUUGGUGCUUUUAUGAAGGAAAAACGCGACCAACAGAAACUAUACGGUUUAUCUUGCCGUCAUGUGUUAAAUCAGAAAAACAAAAAGAUUUAUGGAAAAUUUGGAACAGAUGAAAACUUCUCCGAAUUAGGACAUACUAUUUAUCUUGCAGAAGACAGUUUUCAUGAUUUUGGUGUAUUUGAGGUGAAUCAAGAUCUGUGUGAUAAGUGUGAACACAUUUUCGUAAACGACGAUGACAAAGAAAGCAAUGCUGCUGUACACGUGAAAGAUGCCAUGGUAGAUACGAUAGUGCAUAAAAAAGGCGCUAAAACCGCUUGGACCACAGGUCGAAUCCAGAGUCCCGAGUUCUACUCAGACUUGUUUGGAAACCGAGACGAUGUUUUCCUUGUUGCAAGUUUGGGUGAUACUGAUUACUUUUCAGAAGAAGGUGAUAGUGGUUCAAUCGUGUUUACUCGCGAUAGAUCAUCCGAUCAGUCCUCUGUAUCUGUUCUUGGUAUGGUGUUUGGAGGUGUUGAUAGUUUAUAUGAAUCGCAGUGUCCUGAAAUAGAAAAAUCAACAGCGUGUUUUCGUUUCAAUGCCGCAUUGGAUAAACUGAAUAAAAGUGAAACUCUGAACCUUGAAUUUAUAUCAAAGGAUUCUAGCUCUUCCAAUGAUUUUGAUGAAAACGAAGGUGAAUGAUUUCAAUUACCAUGUAACAAAAUCGCAUUAUGUGAUAUUUAUAAUUUAUCUCAUACAUGUGGUGUAUAUUGAGAGUGAGAUAAAGCAUCAGCUUUAUCACACGCCCGUUUGAUAAAGCACUUCCGGUCCGAACUACUUUUGACACUGUCCCCGCUUGGAUGACAUAUUUUCUGUGUUUAUGCAUAUCCAUGCAUGAAAUAAAGCGUAAAACUUAUUAUUCUGUAUUUAUUUAGAAUUUCUUUUAUAGCAAAAUUAAA